AUGACUGCGACGACUGCCCAAGAGAUCUCGCUUGCUGGAGGUGUCAUCCCAAAUGACAGGAAGAUCAUCUGGCCAGGAGGAGAGACAGAGAAGCCUCGAGGAUACCAGAUGUCCACCAGACUAAAGAUAGUGACAAUCCACCAAGAGCCCUUUGUGUACGUCAAGCCCACACUGAGUGAUGGGACAUGCAAAGAGGAAUUCACAGUCAAUGGUGACCCGGUGAAGAAGGUGAUCUGCACAGGGCCUAAUGACACAUCACCAGGCAGCCCCCGCCACACGGUGCCUCAGUGCUGCUAUGGCUUCUGCAUUGACCUGCUCAUCAAGCUGGCACGGACCAUGAAUUUUACCUAUGAGGUGCACCUGGUGGCAGAUGGCAAGUUUGGCACACAGGAGCGGGUAAAUAACAGCAACAAAAAGGAGUGGAAUGGAAUGAUGGGAGAGCUACUCAGUGGUCAAGCAGACAUGAUUGUGGCACCACUGACCAUCAACAACGAGCGUGCACAGUACAUAGAGUUCUCCAAGCCCUUCAAGUACCAGGGCCUGACCAUUCUUGUCAAGAAGGAAAUCCCCCGGAGCACGCUGGACUCAUUUAUGCAGCCUUUUCAGAGCACACUCUGGUUGCUAGUGGGACUGUCCGUCCAUGUGGUGGCUGUGAUGCUGUACCUCCUGGACCGCUUCAGUCCAUUUGGCCGAUUCAAGGUGAACAGUGAGGAGGAGGAGGAGGAUGCACUGACCCUGUCCUCUGCCAUGUGGUUCUCCUGGGGUGUCCUACUCAACUCUGGCAUUGGAGAAGGUGCCCCCCGAAGUUUCUCUGCACGUAUCCUAGGUAUGGUGUGGGCUGGUUUUGCCAUGAUCAUCGUGGCUUCCUAUACUGCCAACCUAGCAGCUUUCCUGGUGCUGGAUCGACCUGAGGAGCGCAUCACAGGCAUCAAUGAUCCAAGGCUCAGAAACCCCUCAGACAAGUUCAUCUAUGCAACUGUAAAACAGAGUUCUGUGGACAUCUACUUCCGGAGGCAGGUGGAGUUGAGCACCAUGUACCGGCACAUGGAAAAGCACAACUAUGAGAGCGCAGCUGAGGCCAUCCAGGCUGUGCGGGACAACAAGCUCCAUGCCUUCAUCUGGGACUCAGCGGUGCUGGAGUUUGAGGCUUCCCAGAAAUGUGACCUGGUGACCACGGGUGAGCUGUUCUUUCGCUCAGGCUUUGGCAUCGGCAUGCGCAAGGACAGCCCCUGGAAGCAAAAUGUUUCCCUGUCUAUACUCAAGUCCCAUGAGAAUGGCUUCAUGGAAGAUCUGGAUAAGACAUGGGUUCGGUAUCAGGAAUGUGACUCCCGAAGCAAUGCUCCUGCGACUCUCACUUUUGAGAACAUGGCAGGGGUCUUCAUGCUGGUGGCUGGAGGCAUCGUGGCUGGAAUCUUCCUGAUUUUCAUUGAGAUCGCCUACAAGCGACACAAGGAUGCCCGUAGGAAGCAGAUGCAGCUGGCUUUUGCAGCAGUGAACGUGUGGAGGAAGAACCUGCAGCAGUAUCAUCCCACUGAUAUCACGGGCCCGCUCAACCUCUCAGAUCCCUCGGUCAGCACCGUGGUGUGAGGCCCCCGGAGGCGCCCACCUGCCCAGUUAGCCCGGCCAAGGACACUGAUGAGUCCUGCUGCUCGGGAAGGCUUGAGGGAAGCCCACCCGCCCCAGAGACUGCCCACCCUGGGCCUCCCAUCCGCCUGCCCUGCUGCCUGGCAGGCAGCCCCUGCAGGACCAAGGUGCGGACCAGAGCGGCUGAGGAUGGGCCAGAGCUGGGCAGGGCCACAGGGCGCUCCGGCAGAGGCAGGGCCCUGGAGUCUCUGAGCAGUGGGUGAGGGGCCUAAGUGGCCCCAGUCGGAGCGGUCUGGAGCAGAAAUGGCAGUCCCGUCCUUCCUCCAGCCACCACCCUAAGCUACAGUGGGGGCCCAUGGCCCCAGCUUGCUAGGUCACCCCCCCUCCUCCAGCGCCUGCUCUCUGCAACCUAAAUUCCAUCUCUCUCCUACUGCACCACCCUCCCAAGACCCUUCCCAACCCCAUUCACUGGGCUGGCCCUGAUCUUUCCAGGGCUAGCCUUCAUUGCCCUAGCGGUAGCGCUUCCCAGGGGUGCUCUCUGGCUCCCAACUGUCUAGGGCUCCAGACUCCAAGAGGGCUGAGCCUUCUCUUCUACCUACAGCCACAAUAGGCUUCCUCAGACGCUGGCUUGCGAGCCCCCGCACCUUGGGCACCAGGGAGCGCCAUCAGCCUCCCAUUCGGGUGUCACUCACCCAACACCUUGUACAUGACCGGUUCUCCCAAGUGUCCAAGCGCGUGCCUUCCCCCAUGCCGCCCGUGCGCAGCAGCGCGCUGCCCCUCUUCCCCAGGGACACCGGGCUCGCACAGCCACCCCUAAUUUCAGUAUUCAGUGGUGAUGCCUAAAGGAAUGUCAGAAAAUUUC
Psammomys obesus (fat sand rat) is the source of this 2446-nucleotide messenger RNA. RefSeq names its product glutamate ionotropic receptor NMDA type subunit 1 (gene Grin1). Lineage: Eukaryota; Metazoa; Chordata; Mammalia; Rodentia; Muridae. Gene Ontology annotation, molecular function: NMDA glutamate receptor activity. Gene Ontology annotation, biological process: chemical synaptic transmission; monoatomic ion transport; regulation of membrane potential. Bases 1 to 1587 code for a protein of 528 amino acids. The record is from RefSeq and is a predicted model, not a curated record. Gene Ontology annotation, cellular component: synapse; neuron projection; NMDA selective glutamate receptor complex. The transcript has 13 exons.